AUGUCCGCUGCCGAUAUCGACCCCGCCCAGCGGCUCAAGGACCGCAAGCCGAUCCCGAAGCCCGUUCCGGCUUAUCUCGCCACGGCCGGAUCACCACUUACCGUGGACAAGGUGCUUUACGAGUCCGCGCAGAAGGCUCCUAGAGUUUUGGUGGAGGAGUUCACCUUGCCUAUUCGUUCUGGCAAGGCGUGGAAAGCGCCCGCUGGUUCGAUUGUGAGGAUUAGCACGCCUGAGGGACCUCAACGGUUCUGGGCCUCUCGCACUCGUCAGCUGCACGCAAGUCAUGUCUCUGUUGGCGACCGUCUGUGGUCAAACCUGCCGUACAUUCGUCCCUUGGUGACCAUCAUCGCGGACACACUGGCGUGGUACGGCAAGGAUGAGCAUGGCGGACGUGUGCACGACUUGCUUGGUACACGAUGUGAUCCGUACAUCAACAGCAUCCUUAGCGGAGGAAGCUACGAUUUCCAGUGCCAUUCGAACCUCACUCGCGCUGUGAUCCCUCACGGAUUGAACGAGAGCGAUGUUCACGAUGUUAUCAAUAUUUUUCAGUCAACGGGCCUGGAUGAGCAGGGACGGUAUUUCAUGAACCCCUGCCCGGCUGGACCAGGGGAUUAUAUCGAGUUCCUGGCAGAGCAGGAUGUUCUCAUGGCUUUAAGUACCUGCCCUGGAGGUGACUUGUCGCUUUGGGGUUUCGGCGAGGACAGCGAGGAGGAGAUGAUCAAGUGCUGCAGGCCGCUGAAGGUUGAAGUUUUCAAGAUCGAAGAUGAGGGAUUACUACAGCGUGGCGGAUGGAAGCCUGCAGAGGUUUCGCCUUACAAAGGAAGGCACGGAAUGAACAUUCCCCUAGGGGAGGUCCGCAGCUAA
Molecule: messenger RNA, 864 nt
Organism: Colletotrichum aenigma
Lineage: Eukaryota; Fungi; Ascomycota; Sordariomycetes; Glomerellales; Glomerellaceae
Exons: 3
Coding region: 1-864 (287 amino acids)
Source: RefSeq, a predicted model, not a curated record